AUGGAGCGUCCCAACCUUCCCGUUGGGUCCCAAGCACAGUGCCAAGUAUAUGGCAAGUACUCUGACAUGUUGACAAGCCUCCCUGAAUACGACGGUCCCGAGAACGGCUAUACGAUCGAGGCCAGUGUGCUUGUUGACGAACAAGGCACUUAUCAGCCCCCUACGGCUCGCUUCCUCCCUUUGGCCAAGGACACAUCCCAAGGUGACCAACAAGACGCCGUAAUGGAUGCUAUACGCGUGGAGAAAGGGAUGCUUGUUCUCGCGGGCAAAGGGCAUCAGCUUCUUUCGGUGCAAUUCCCCGUCCCAAAUCUCCAUGGACUCGACGCCCAUAACAAGAUCAAGGACAUUAGGUUGUUUCGACAGUCGUCUACACCCGAGUUCCGGUGGACCGACCGCUCCCUCGACAAAGAUAUACCCUUAUGGCGAACCUCUCCGAAGACCACGAAACUGACACAAUACGUGGGAAGUUCCUCUGUGGAGGUAACAGUUCGGCUUUUCGACCCAUUGCCUGGCGACGUCCUCGAUUAUACUUGGAACACUUCCUUGGGUCAGCAGAGAGUGGUGUGUGCCCCCUAUGCUAUAGAGUGCAUGGAUCUUGCACUUGAAGGCAUCGAAGGGCACAUCCGAGCCCACGCCGGGCAGUAUGUCAAGGCGUUCACUGGCACUCGGCUUCCCAUUGUGCGAGCCACUUUCGAGAUAAUCGAUUACACCAUAGAGCACAAACAGCAAUCACAUGCAGAGCGAAUACUCCUGUACGACGUUCUCUUGUUCUGGGUUGCCAGCCGUCUGCUCGAGGAGCCAUGGUGCGCCUCGGGCGAUGAGUCUCUGGGACACAACCCCACGGAAGACCACCCUCUCCUGUCUCCAGAGUGUCCCUUCAACGGCAGAACCCCGGUCUCCCCAGUCAUGGAUGCCCAAAUCGACCAGCUGGUGAUGAAGUCGGUCUUGGCACCCCUCUGUCUUCGAAUACAGGAAAAGCUUCAGGCACUUGUUAAUGACGGAGCCAAAGGCAAAUGGUUUACCGCAUUCCUGUGUAUAUUCGUGUUGUUGAGCAACUACGACCUGGCCACAGCGCACGACCACGACUUUGCUGUGCGGAACUCACUCGAGGAGUACUACUCGAACUACCCAUUGCUUGAAGGCUUCCAAGCUGGUGCCAAGACACUGUUGGCCUACUUCCAUCAUCAGUGUCAUGGCCAUGUGCCAUUCAAGCUCGAUUGGUCGGAUCCCUCUGUUAUAGCCACGGCUAACCUGGACCAUGCGCAGGCGGAGUAUAUGGAAGAAAUGGGCCUAUGGGUCACAGAGAAGGAGACUGCACUCAAGGCUUUAAAGGAGAGCAAAGCGUAUGAUGCGGAAUCAUACUUCGCUCUCCAACUGUUCGACUCGGACUGGCGUCCGACACGCACGAUGCAGAUUGAGGAGGUCUAUUUCAUUUACGACUCAAGGACAGCAGACACAAAAGUGGUCGCGUUCCGUACGAAAAAGAAAAUGAAGCAGUGGAUCAGCACCCAAGACGGCCUCGACAACCUCAAGCUCGUCGACGUGCCAGAGCCGUCCGACCCCAAAGAUGGCGAGGUUCUGGUCAAGACCAGCCGUGUUUCACUGAACUUCCGAGAUACUGAGGUCUGCAUGGGUGUGUAUGGCCACCACAAGUCCCUGAAGCCAGGUAAGAACGAGAUCGUGCCAUGCUCAGACAUGUGCGGAACCGUCACCAAGGUGGGCUCGGGCAACAGCUCAGGCCUGAGGGAAGGCGACCGCGUCGUUUCCAUCUUCAACCAGACACAUCUCACGGGCCAAAUCGUGGAGCAGGACAUGGCCUCCGGCCUGGGUUUGCCGCUCCCAGGGGUCCUGACACAGUACCGCGUCUUCCCCGCGGCGAGCCUCGUCAAGGUCCCCGCAUACAUGGCCGACGAUGAGGCUGCGGCGCUACCGAUUGCGGCCGUGACUGCGUGGAUGAGCAUCAACACCUUCCAGCCGAUGGGCCAGCCCCUGACGGGCAAGGACAAGGUCGUACUUGUCCAGGGCACCGGUGGAGUCUCGAUAUCUGGACUGCAGAUUGCGAAAGCCCUCGGGAUGACGGGUGAGUCUUUACACAACUCCUCCAAGAUCAUCGUAACUUCGUCCUCGGACAAGAAACUAGAGCAGGCUCGCACGCUCGGCGCCGACCACACGAUCAACUACAAGACGACGCCGAACUGGGACGACAGGGUGCUCGAGGUGACGGGCGGCCGCGGCGCCGACAUCGUCUUCGAGUGCGGCGGCGCGCAAACACUAAACCGGUCGUUCGAGUGCGUGCGCUUCGGCGGCCAGAUCAGCUGCAUCGGAUACCUGUCCGGCAAGCAGGACACCCCGGCCGGCUCGGGCUUGCACACCAACGUGCUGGCGCUGAAGCGAAACGUCACGGUCAAGGGCAUGAUCAACGGGCCCAAGGACCGGUUUGAGGAGAUGUUGGGGCUGUAUGAGGAGAAGGAGAUUCAUCCGGUUAUUGAUCGUGUUUUCGACUUUGAGGAGGGCGGAGAGGCACUGAAGUAUUUGUUUAGUGGUGAGCACUUUGGAAAGGUCAUUGUGAAGGUGCCGUGA
Molecule: messenger RNA, 2580 nt
Organism: Anthostomella pinea
Lineage: Eukaryota; Fungi; Ascomycota; Sordariomycetes; Xylariales; Xylariaceae
Source: the annotation of a GenBank genome assembly